ACACGCGCGCGCGCACACCAGAAGCACAGGCAGUCCUUAUGUUCCCUCCUUCACCAUGAGAAAAAAAAUAUUGAUUCAUGCAUUAUACGAUAUAUUCAUAGUUUGUUAUUUUGAUUAUUAUUUGAGUGUUAUUAGGUCGCUGUUGCAUCCUAUGAGCUGAGUGUCUUUGCACGUCAUUAUUUUGGCAUUACUCACUACUUGUGCGUGUAUUUGCUUGCACACUCAAUACCAAAAACGACGUAUCUGUGCGGAUCUUGUACCUGACAGGACAAAAUCAGGGAACCAUCGCUGCGUCCAAAGGGGGGAGGAGUCACACUCUGUUGACGCACUGACGUUUGCCGCGUGACGAACCAGGAAGUAAAAGUAAACAACGCCAAAAAGGAAGAUGUUACGUCGUGUCAGUCACCCGUUCUCAUUCGGAGUCCCCGAGGUUUUGUGAAUCACAACGCAUGAAGGACUUCCAUCCCGAUAAGAACGGGCACCCGGUUAGAGACGGGCUGGAAACCGAGUGAGAGCCAUGUUAGCCAUCAGGUCCUCCGAGGAGGAGUCCACGGAGAUGGAGGAGAUGGACACCUCGGAGCCCAAGUGGUGCUGGUUCUACUUGGCUGAGUGUGGGGUUUGGCACAUGUUUGAGAUUGAUCCCAGUGCAGCCUGCUCUGUGACCAGUGCUCAGAUCGAGCAGUGCUACGGCAGAAACCAACGAGGUGUCAUGGAGUUCUACACGGCCAAGUACACCUACAGACUGGACUUCUCGGUGAUGCGACAGAUAAAUGUAACGACAGGGAAGCAGCGACCAAUCAAACGCUCCCUCCACUCUGAAACUGGCUUCAGGUUCAUAUGUGACAAUCUUGCCUUGCCUGUUCCGUGUCAUUGGGAGAGAAUAAAUACCGAUGAGCCCUAUCAGCUUGUCCAGCUCGGACGAGACACAUACGAGUUUAAAGAAGUGGCCAGACUGUAUGAUAGGACGAUGGAUCAUCCAAUCAAAUCCAUCCAGAGGAUUCAGAACCUUGACUUAUGGGAAUUCUUCUGCAGGAAGAAAACACAGUUGCGAAAAGUCAAGCGCACGUUGGACAUUGAGGAGCGCAUGCUGUUUCACGGCACAGGACACAGCAACAUACAAGCGAUAUGUACGUUUAACUUUGACUGGCGGCUGACAGGAAGCCACGGGGACGUCUACGGCAAAGGAAGCUACUUUGCCCGGGACGCCAAAUAUUCCAGUAAAUUCUGUCACACCACGGGGAAGCACAACACCAUCCUGCAGAGACACGGACUCGCCCCGCCGAUAUUUGCCAGUGAGCCGCCCUACAAGACCAUGUUCCUGGCCAGGGUGCUUGUUGGCGAAUACACCGUCGGCCUCCCGAUGUACUGCAGGCCGCCGUCCAAGGACGCCUGCUUCACCAACUUUUAUGACAGCUGCGUGGACGAUAUGGCCAAUCCAAAGAUUUACGUCAUUUUCGACAGCAAUCAGAUUUACCCCGAGUAUCUGGUUGAGUUCUACUGAAGCCAAUCAUGAAGACUUCCAUAUAUAUAUAUAUACAUAUAUAUAUAUAUAUGGCUGGAUCUCAUUCACAAAGGCGGCAUAUGGGACAUUUGCCUUUUCUUUCAGUCACAUCCAGUGCGUAACUGGAGCAUGGGUCGCCUCAAGUGCCUUUGGGGAAAUUGAAAAAGACAAUAAAGACUCUGUGUGCACAGUGUGUGCACGGUACAUUACAUUCUAAGACAGUCCGACAUGACAAAAGGAGGAAAUUGCUGACUCGAGAGCAGUCUUUAUUGCAAUAGUGUAUUAAAUUGAUGAAUCUGUGCUUGCUUGUUCAAUAUCUGCGCGGUUGUUAAAUGAAUUUGGGAACUCGCAGCCCGUAGGUCAUGGGCGAUGCCCCGCCAUUGGCUACGGCCCCGCCGCCACAUCCACAGUGCCACGCGUGAGUCCUGUGGACACGAUCCCAAAUGACGAAACCAAAAACCGCGACACGUUCCUGCUCAUUGACCACGGCGCGAACACCCGUCAGUUAGUGACGUCGACGUCUGUGUGCACUUAGUGCAGCGUAUUAAGGAGGCACGGAUUAUUUGUUUUUAUUCUAAAAAAACGCUUCUACCUCGGCAUCGUUUGAACCAUGCAUCAGUGCACUCCCCCCCCCCCCCUUUCCAUGAAAGGUUUUUGUAUUUGUGUCACAGUGACAUAAAGGUUUGCGAUGUCUCGUUCACUUGUGGUCCUUUUUUAGCAAUAUGUUCCUGUGUAACCUUUUUUUGAACCACUGACUUUAAUCUUCAAAAGGUUGGAUUUUGUAUGCGUUUGCAACCAAGUUCAUUCCAAACUAAAACCAGAUCACAUGGGACUUAAACCAUCCGAGCGGGACGUCACCACCUGCUAACAUGUUUCUUUGAGGGAAUACGCAGGUUACCUUUGCACCUGGUGUAGAUCCAUCUUUUUUUUUUUUAAAGAAUGUAGCCAGCACAUGUAUAUUACUGUAAAGAAAAUACUGCUUUGCCGUGUGCAUUUGUUAAAUCCAUUGAAUGAUUGUAUGUGUUAUUAAAAAAAAAAGGAAAAUGUCUAAAUGAAUUAGUGUCCUGCUGGCCACAAGGUGGCGUAACAGUGCAAGGAUGGAUCAUAAGCUUCUCUUUGCAUAUUGGUGGUAAAUGCAGAGCGAGUGAGGGGAAACAGAUUUGCACAUGUUACAACUAAUAAACUUCUCAGCACAAAUGAAAGGAUUUAU
This is a messenger RNA of Pungitius pungitius (ninespine stickleback), 2711 nucleotides long. RefSeq names its product protein mono-ADP-ribosyltransferase PARP11-like. The record is from RefSeq and is a predicted model, not a curated record. Bases 518 to 1501 code for a protein of 327 amino acids. Gene Ontology annotation, molecular function: NAD+-protein mono-ADP-ribosyltransferase activity; NAD+ poly-ADP-ribosyltransferase activity. The transcript is spliced from 8 exons. Lineage: Eukaryota; Metazoa; Chordata; Actinopteri; Perciformes; Gasterosteidae. Gene Ontology annotation, cellular component: nucleus.